Messenger RNA from Parascedosporium putredinis, 1464 nucleotides. The record is from the annotation of a GenBank genome assembly. Lineage: Eukaryota; Fungi; Ascomycota; Sordariomycetes; Microascales; Microascaceae.
AUGAACUUGCACCAUUUGCCGGUCGAGAUCAUGUUGUACAUUGCCGACUAUCUCGACCCAAACGACAUCUUCCAAUUUAGCCUCACAUGCAAGAGCCUUCAAUACCCCAUCUUCAACUGGUAUAUUUGUCGAACUCUGCUCCUGAAAUAUGCCCCAUUCUCACCUGAGGCCCUCGCUGCGUCGCGAGAGGUGGAUUACUCGAGGGCUUUCAGAACUCUGUGGAAGAGACGCCGAGCCACUAGAAUGGCCCAGCCAUACGCCGCGGCUCUGAUGGCGACGGAGGCUGACAGCUACAUCUACACAAAUGGCGUCCUCUGCUACACGGCGCAUCGAUCCCAGCUCCGGAUCCGCGACAUUAGGAGCUCUUCCACGCAUGAAGUUGUUAUCAACGUGCAGAGCAUGCUCUCUUCUGUUCCCGAGCGUUUAAAUCUUCGGAAAUUUCAGUUUUAUCCCAUCUACCACGCCCAUGGUAUCCUUUGCUGCAUCUACUCGAGCAGCUACAUCGGCUCUACUGUACUCCUAGUCUUGCGACCGACGACUUCUGAAAUCGUGGCAACGUGUCCAAUACCACUAAAUCAGCAUGUAGUCCUAAAUCUUGAAACGAAACAAUGGCUUUCCGAGGUGAGCCUAGGAAAUAUUCGCGGUCGCGAAGUCGGCCGCCCGGAGCUCUCCCAGCAGCAUGUCUUGCCGCUUCCGGAAUCGGGCAGUUGCUACUUCUCCGAGCUUGAAGACCAUCGGUGGAGGCAGAUGGAGAUUUCCAAGGACGAAUGUACCGGUCACUUAGGCAUCCUAGAGCUGCGGCGCGAGUUUCUCGCCCAGGGAUACCGAUCGCGCCGCACAUGCUACAGGCAGCGAAUCUACAUGGACUCUCCAUCCCGUUCCAGCCCCAGUGAUCGCCCUGACCUCUUGCACACUUACCGACCCGAUUCUAACCUACCGCGUUCGUAUCGCAUGCCCGAGGCCGUGGACAAUUACAGGGACAGCCACUCUAACCGCACCAUCCACCACGGUGACACCUCCGAGACUGAGCCCAGUUUUCCAUAUCACCAGUGCUUUAUACGCUCGUAUUUUCCGUUCUGCCAGAGCUUCGUUGAUCUCGUCUCGUCUUCCCCUCGCGAGUCCGGGGAACCCUGUAAUCUACGACUCCGCAUAAUGUCGAGUCAGCGGCGGUGGGCGUCACGGCAUGGAUGCGAUGACGACCUGAUUCCUAGCGAUACCGCAGACGAGAAUUCCGUGCGAUUCUGGCCCCCGGAACGCCAGGAACCGGGUCAGAGUCAGGGCCAGGGUGCGGAUAGUCUCUAUAGCGGAGAUUAUCUGUCGCUGCUCAACGAGGUACUCAAUCCCAGCGGCUACUCGGGCGAGGUGGAUGCGACUGUGGACUAUAGUUCCAUCGUACAAAGGUCACGUAUUGCCAUCGAAAAGCAGGCCGGCACCCACCGAGCCAACUGUGACUGUGCUGAGUAA